AUGUCGUUCCCUACUCCUAAGCGCCAUAUGCCACAACCAAAUCUGAAUCAAGAUAUAAUCACAAAAAUCCUCAAAAGGCUGGCUGUGAAAUCUCUGCUGCAAUUUAGAAAACAAGCAAUCAUCACUUCGCAAGUUUAUUACAUUGACCGCUCGGUCUUAAUCCCUAAAGGUGGUUUCGAAUUCUUGGGUUCUUGCAAUGGACUCUUUUGCUUUCGUGCUAAACCAUAUCAAAUAAUGAUUUGGAACCCUUCAUUAAAUGGAAACAUCAAGACAAUCCCAGAUGUCUGGCGGUCGGGCAACAUUAUUAGUAUAUUUGGAUUUGGAUGCGACAUGCAUAAUCAGGAUUACAAGGUUGUUUAUGCUUAUUAUGCGGAGAAUAAUGGUGAUGAAAAUGUGAUUUUGGUGUAUAAGUUUAAGCGUGGGUCAUGGAAAAGAAGUGAUAGAGGGUUUAGUAGUGGGUUUGUUUAUCCCAGAAUUGCUGGGUUUGUGAGUUGUAGUCUCAAUUGGUGCAACAAUAAUUUAGAUGACAGUGAAUGGAAUUGGAAUAUAAUUUCUUUUAAUUUAACCACUGAAACAGCCAAAGGUAUAGCGUUACCCAGCCAUGAACAUGGAGCUGCCAUUUGUAUAGGUGAGUCAAGAGGAUUGCUUUUUGCAGGUUUUCAUCACAAACAUCAAAUGGAAGUUUGGGUGAUGAAUGAGUUUGGAGUUGAAGCUAUAGCGUUACCACUUCAUCAUCCACUUCUCCGGGGUUCAGAGAACACUGCAUACAGAGCUCCAUAG
Ipomoea nil (Japanese morning glory) is the source of this 780-nucleotide messenger RNA. RefSeq names its product F-box/kelch-repeat protein At3g23880-like. NCBI's taxonomy places the organism in Eukaryota, Viridiplantae, Streptophyta, Magnoliopsida, Solanales, Convolvulaceae. The transcript is spliced from 2 exons. The coding region runs from base 1 to 780 and encodes 259 amino acids. The record is from RefSeq and is a predicted model, not a curated record.